CCCCGCCAUGUCCUCUGCUGUCACCGAGGCGGAGGAGUCGGCGCGAAGCUCCCCGCUCACGCCGCUCAAGCUGGUCGGGCUGAUGUGCGUUUUCCUGGCGCUGUGCCUGGACGUGGGAGCCGUCAUGAGUCCCGCGUGGGUGACGGCCGACGACCACUACCACCUGUCCCUGUGGGAGUCCUGCUGGAAGCCGACGAGCGGCGACAAGUGGCAGUGCCGCACCACGCUGAGCUCAGACUGGCAGGUCGCCACACUGGCACUGCUGCUCGGAGGUGGAGCCCUGGUGCUGAUGUCAUUCCUGGUGGCGCUGGUGGCCGUGUGCAUCGGCACCAGGCGGCAGUUCUACAGACCUGUGGCCUUUAUGCUUUUCGCCACAGUGGUCCUGCAGGUCUGCAGCUUGGUGCUGUACCCCAUCAAGUUCAUUGAGAGCAUCAACCUGAAGAUUUACCAUGAGUUCAACUGGGGCUAUGGUCUUGCCUGGGGCGGGACCAUCUUCUCUUUCGGCGGGGCCGUCCUCUAUUGCCUCAACCCCAAAAGCUAUGGGGAGUACGACUAGCUCCCAUUCACCCAUCAAAGCUGGGAAGUUGGAGAUGCGAUGGGGGAGGUUGGGUGCAUAUGAAGAGUUCAGACGCACUGGUUUUGCAUCUGAACUCUUCAUAUGACAUGUACAGUGAAGAAAAUAAGUGUUUGAACACUCUGCUAUAUUGCAAGUUCUCCCACUUAGAAAUCAUGCAGGGGUCUGAAAUUUUCAUCGUAAGUGCAUGUCCACUGUGAGAGAGAUCACCUAAAAAGAAAAAUACAGAAAUCACAAGGUGUGAUUUUUUUAACAAUUUAUUUGUGUGAUACAGCUGCAAAUAAGUAUUUGAACACCUGAGAAAACCUCUGUUAAUUUUUUGUACAGUAGCCUUUGUUUGCAAUUACAGAGGUCAAACAUUUCCUGUAGUUGUUCACCAGGUUUGCACACACUGCAAGAGGGAUUUUGGCCCACUCCUCCACACAGAUCUUCUCUAGAUCAGACAGCUUUCUGGGCUGUCGCUGAGAAACACGGAGUUUCAGCUCCCUCCAAAUAUGUUCUUUUCGGUUUAGGUCUGGAGCCUGGGUAGGCCACGCCAGAUCAAGGUGAUAUGCUUCUUACAGGGCCACUUCUUGGUUUUCCUAGCUGUGUGCUUCGGGUCAUUGUCAUGUUGAAAGAACCAGCCACGACCCAUCUAGAAUGCUCUGACUGAGAGAAAGAGGUUUUUCCCCAAAAUCUCACAAUACAUGGGCGCGGUCAUCCUCUCCUUAAUACAGUGCAGUCGUUCUGUCCCAUGUGCAGAAACCCCCACUCCCACCCCAAAGCAUGAUGCUACCACCCCCAUGGUUCACAGUAGGGAUGGUGUUCUUGAGAUGGAACUCAUCAUUCGUCUCCCUCCAAACAUAGUUUGUGGAAUUAUGACCAAAAAGUUUGAUUUUGGUCUCAUCUAACUACAAAACUUUCUCCCAUGACUCCUCUGUAUUAUCCAAGUGGUCAUUGGCAAAUUUAAGACAGGCCUUGACAUGUUCUGGUCUAAGCAGGGGAAUCUUCCGUGCCAUGCAUGAUUUCAAACCCUGACGUCUUAGUGUAUUACUAACAAUUACCUUGGAAACGGUGGUCCCGGCUCUUUUCAGAUCAUUGACCAAGUCCUGUCGUGUAGUCCUGGGCUGACUUUCUAAGGAUCAUUGAGACCCCACGAGGUGAUAUCUUGCAUGGGGCUCCACUCCGAUUGAGAUUGACUGUCUGGGGUGGACAGGUGUCUUUAUGCAGCUAACGACCUCACACAGCUGCAUCUGAUUCCGGAUAAUACAUGGAGUGGAGGUGGACUUUUAAAGGCGGACUAACAGGUCUUUGAGGGUUAGAAUUCUAGCUGAUAGACAGGUGUUCAAAUACUUAUUUGCAGCUGUAUCACACAAAUAAAUCGUUAAAAAAUCAUACAUUGUGAUUUCUGGAUUUUUUUUUUUUAGACUUGUCUCUCUCACAGUGGACAUGCACCUUGCAGAACUUGCAAUAUAGCAGGGUGUUCAAAUACUUCACUAUAACUCGUUUCCUAAGAGAUCUUAAGGAUUGCUGUACACAAGUUUACUCUGUCGACUCCAGUCUGGAAAGAUGAUCCACAUGUAACGUCCCCGCCAACGUAUCCAUUCACUCAACCGGACAUACUCCAUUUCUGAAAAGAAAAGAAAAAACAAACUGUACCCACUUUUAUAUAUUGUAGAUUAUCGUCACAAAUCCAGGGAAUUCCUCUGAGCCAGUCAAUCAUUUAUUUCUUCUUUUGCCUCAAGAGUCAGUCACCGUAGCAACACUGCAGGGUACGAGCACAGCACUGUUAGGACUGAUUAGUCGCGGUCAUCGAUGUUAGACCAGAGUGCUCGCAUUAUUUUACUCAAGGUCUGCUAGAUUGAAAAUAUGUCAGAUUGUCGCAAACUUUCAUGUCAAACUUCUGUGGAAAGUAAAUCAGCAGGCGAUGAUAAAAUUGCAAUUGUAAAGCUGGUUCUGUUCAAUUUAUGAAAAGAAAAAAACAACACAAGAUUUCAAUAGAUAUAAAUAAAUUGAAAAUAGAUGAAGUACAAAAGAUAACAUUGCAAUGGUAGUCUAUGGUGAAAACAAAGCCAGGACAGCAGAACAUGCAAACGCCACACGGGAAACUGAACUCUCAAUUUCAUUGAAAAUGUAUUAAUUGGGGUUUUAAUAUGCAAAAAUAUAACACGUCGAAGCUCUUAUGCUCUUAAUGCCUUUAACAUCACACAACACGAGGUAUGCAUUUUCGUUUUGUUUCAGUGUACAAAGCUGCUGGAGGUGACAGACAUCUUCCAUAAGUCAUGGCUCAUAUCAUCAUAUUGUCCUUCUCAUCUUCACUUCAUCAUUUUGAGAGAUCCCACGGGUCAUAUUGUAGACCUCACCGGGUCAUGGACAAAGCGGGUACAGAGUCGAAAACUCCUGCCAUGAUUUGUGAGACUGUUGAGGUGCCGAAGAACAUCACUUGUGUGUGCUUUGUGUUGCUGUAGACCGGCGCUGGAUGUUUCCUACAGAACUGGGUUCAGAUGUAUAAGAACGGUUACUCUAUUUCAAUGUAAAACGAGGACGAAGAUAUGUUUGUACAGUAAAGAAACUAAGAUAAUGACCGACUUACAAAACAUGUACGUGCUACAUCAUGUCUUAGAAUAAACGUUGU
This is a messenger RNA of Syngnathoides biaculeatus (alligator pipefish), 3188 nucleotides long. Its product is annotated as transmembrane protein 47-like. The transcript is spliced from 3 exons. Gene Ontology annotation, cellular component: membrane; cell-cell junction. The record is from RefSeq and is a predicted model, not a curated record. The coding region runs from base 8 to 556 and encodes 182 amino acids. NCBI's taxonomy places the organism in Eukaryota, Metazoa, Chordata, Actinopteri, Syngnathiformes, Syngnathidae. Gene Ontology annotation, biological process: cell-cell adhesion.